GCAGUCCUUUGUGUCAUCACAGACCUACACACACGGCUUUCCAGGGGGAGAAUGGUUGUCAAGGUUGGAGGGAGCUUUGCAUACUUGCCGGGCGACGGCCUGCUUACGUUCGAGGACCACGUGCAGACUGUCGGCGACCUGAAAUCUGCAAUUUUCUCGGAGACAAACAUUCCGGUGAUCCACCAGCGCAUCUUCACCAGCGGGGGACGCCUGUGCGACGAUGAUUCCGCGAUAUUAGAGGCUCACAAGCCGAAUCCUGAUGGUGGCCACAAGAUGUUUAUGUUAGUGUACGAAGAGAGGGACAAGAGGUUGGAGUCUGGAGCGAGGAGACGAGAAAGCAACGACAACACCAAUGCCAACAGCGAUAGCAACCUUCCGCCCGAACCACACACCGCCGACACCCCCCCCUCGAAGAGAGGGCUGCGCGGUCAACCAGAAGGAAGGAAAAUAGGGAACAAUUACUGAUGCUGUGCUGUAGUUCACUACUGUGUUGGUACGCGAUCAGUUGGAGAAAUUUUGGGGCUCGGAUAGGGAGAAGAUGUGCAAGAAGUUAGUCGGUACGGCUGCCGAUCUUGUAUGUGUGGUCUAAGCGAUUGUGUAGACAUGCAGAGUGGCUGCCGGUCUUGCAUGUGUGGGUUAGGUUGGACGGCGCUGUCGUAUGAGGUAGGCGCGUAGCGUAGUACCCCCCCCCCCCCCCC
Ectocarpus sp. CCAP 1310/34 is the source of this 698-nucleotide messenger RNA. NCBI's taxonomy places the organism in Eukaryota, Phaeophyceae, Ectocarpales, Ectocarpaceae. The record is from the annotation of a GenBank genome assembly.